AUGUCUACCACCGGUGCUCAACUAGGCUCAACCUGCGGAUUCUCGACCCGCCUUUCGCUCCGAUGGGUCCCAGAAAUCCCCGAAGAGACAACCGACACAAUUGUUCUCUCCGUGGGAGAAUGGUUUGUUGAUUUGCGAAUGGAUAUCAAGUCUGGAAACAUUGACUGGGCAAUGGCCGGUACCAGAAUUGAGGAAAACCCUAAGGAGAUCCCACUCAAGGUGCUCUUCACGCGCGAGUUGGACUCUCUGAACGAGAUCGGAAUUGUGGAUGUCGGCAACUUCAGCCCUCAAUCCGAUGGUACCGAUCUUGAGACUGGAGAGAUGCCUCGAGCCGAUCUUCCCGGUGCACCUAUGACAACCUUUGAGGAGGUUUGGCGGGAGCUGCCGUUCCGAGAGGGCCCCGAAGGAGCCAAGAAAGGAAUCUCGUGGAUUCUGGAGUCCGAUGAUGCCCCCCUGACUCCUGGGGAGCAGUCCGGACAGGCGACGGUGACUAAGGUCUUUUUGGGUCGGAUCUGGGGAACCUACUUGGCCUUUCAACAGACUCAGACUCAUUCCAGUGAGAAAGAUGAGAGCGGUGCAUGGUCUGUCAAGAGGGUUGGAGGUGAGGUCAGUGCUAGAAGGGAGGAGUGGAGCUCUGGGUGGAAGGAGAAGUAUGUGGUGGGCCCUGAUGCAGAUGCUGUGCCAUCUAUAAAGAAUGGCUUUGAAGGAGAGGGUACAGGUUCAUGGAGAAUCCCUGGCGAGAAAGUGAUUAUCCAGGGAAGAUCGUUCAUUACCCGGGCCUUCGAAGAGAUCCACUAA
Molecule: messenger RNA, 798 nt
Organism: Penicillium nucicola
Lineage: Eukaryota; Fungi; Ascomycota; Eurotiomycetes; Eurotiales; Aspergillaceae
Exons: 2
Coding region: 1-798 (265 amino acids)
Source: RefSeq, a predicted model, not a curated record